UAUGUAUUCUCGUCUCCUUGGCUAAGAUCACUCUGCAACUCUUCAGUUUCCUACUCAUCCCUCUUAUCCUUAACAAAACCUUAACAUUUGCAUUUUUUACUUUUUCUUUCUCUUGUCCACUAAAACCAUAGCUUCUGAGUUUUCUCGCUUUUCUCCUUCUGUUUCAAGCUCAAACAGAGUCUGUACAAAGUGAGUUUUUGAAAAUAUGGAAUCGAGGGGGAGCAAGAGGCAACUAGUGGCGAUGGAGAUGAUUUAUAGGUUUAGGAUACUAUUGCCAAAUGGAAUGACGGUAGGAUUGAGAUUGACGGACCCAGGAAGUGAAAUUUUGUUUGAAGAUUUUAUUAAAUUGGUGAAGGAAGAGUAUUUGCUGUCUCAGCGACAAUCGGAAUCAAAGAGGAAAAGUCCGCUAAAUUGGAACGGUGCAAACCUGUACCUUGAAGAUGCAAAUGACAACAAAAUAAGGCACAUGAUGAACUUGGCUAACUACAAGCCACACAAGUGUCACAUUUUACGUCUUCAUGUCAGUAUUAGUUGCUUCUAAUAAAGCCUUGUUAUAUAUAGUCUUCUUCCAUUCAUUUUGUGGUACUUUUUUGAAGUUUAUCCGUGUGAUUCAUCUUAGUUUGAUUUAAGUGUGCUAUUCCGUGUUUGGGGAUAUUUGUUUGCUGACGCUUUUAACUUGCUUUGUUCUGGAAACAAGGAUGGGUCCGCUCUGACUACCGAUACGUAUGAGAACAUGUGGGAUUUGACUCCUGAUACUGAUUUAUUAAGAGAGCUACCAGAAGAGUAUACUUUUGAAACUGCUCUGGCAGAUUUGAUUAGUUGACUUCACGACAAAGGAAGAUAGAAUUUCAAUUUUUGAUACAGGUCCUGGAAUGGACAACAGUGAUGAAAAAUCUAUAGUUAAGUGGGGAAAGAUAGGUGCCUCACUUCACAGAUCAUCCAAGACACAGGCAAUAGGGGGCAGACCACCAUAUUUGAUGCCGUAUUUUGGCAUGUUUGGAUAUGGUGGACCUAUGGCAUCAAUGCAUUUGGGGAGGCGUGCGAUAGUCUCUUCCAAGACAAAGGAGUCGAGAAAAGUUUACACUUUACAUCUUGAAAGAGAAGCUCUGCUUAGCAGUACUCACUCUGAACUAACUUGGAGGACUAAAGGAAGCAUGAGGAAUCCUACAGAUGACGAAAAUAGAGAAUCCCGUCAGGGAAGCUUCACAAAGGUGGAGAUAUUGGAGCUUAGAGUGAAAAAUAUGGACAUAUUUCAACUCCAAUGCAGAUUGAAGGACAUCUAUUUUCCAUAUAUUCAGUGUGAUGAUCUGUCUAACAAAGGGAAAACCACUACACCAAUUACAUUUCAGGUUAAUGGUGUUGAUUUAGCUGAGAUUGAGGGUGGUGAGGUUUCAAUAACCAACUUUCAUUCUUGCAAUGGCCCGGAGUUUGUCUUACAACUUCACUUUUCUAUCAACCAAGAUGAUAUUGGACUCAAGCCAGGUUUGAGGUCACCUCGAGAGGCUAAUGCAUGUCUCAAGUGUGUUUAUUUUCCCAUUGUUGAGGGGAAAGAGAGUAUUGAGAAGAUAUUGGAGAAGUUAGAAGCUGGAGGAUGUGGAAUUGCAGAGAACUUUGAAACCUUCAGCCGUGUCUCUAUCCGUCGUCUUGGCCGCCUACUUCCAGAUGCUCGUUGGGCAAGUCUUCCGUUCAUGGAAUCUAGGCAGAAGAAAGGUGAUAAGGCUUACUUAUUGAAGAGGUGUUGCUCGAGAGUUAAAUGCUAUGUUGAGACUGAUGCUGGUUUCAAUCCAACACCUUCUAAGACUGAUCUAGCACACCAUAACCCUUUUACCAUUGCUUUGAAGAAUUUGGGUAGAAAGAUGUUUGAGAAGGAAAAAGUAAUCAAUGUCGAAAUUUCUCGAAAUGGUAAAUUGAUAACUCCAUUGCAACUGGAAAAGGAGUAUCAAGCUUGGGUUCUUCAAAUGCAUGAUCAUUACGAUGAAGAAGUUGGUUAUGGUGAGGAUGAUCCAAUUCUGAUUGUUAGCCCUACAAACAAAAAGCAUCUUGGGAUUUCUUCUGAUGUUGUACGGGUGUAUCAGAUUUUGAAGAGGAAAGGGGCAUCUUGGAAACGUGGUCAGAAAAUAAAAGUUCUCAAGGGAGCUUGCCCUGGAUUGUAUAAGAGCAAUGUAUAUGCAACCUUAGAAUAUUUUUUGAUUGAAGGUUUUGAAGGAGAUGCCGGUGGGGAAGCUCGGAUUAUAUGCAGACCACUUGACGUUGAAGAUGAGGAUGGCUGUGUGCUUGAAUUGAAGAAUGGGAUUGCAAGUUUUGAUAUCCGUCGGUCUUUAUCCUUGCCUUUUAGCGUGGUUGAUUCUGGAAAGUGCAUGGCAAUUGAAAGAAUUGAGUGGAAUAACCAGCUUGAGAAGCGGCGUUUGAGAGCACCCUCUACAAUUGAUUUGCUGGAUGCAGAGCAUUGUCGAGAGUUGGAAGUUGGUGGGGCGUUACCUUUUGAUGCUACAGUUGAUGUUGGACAAGUACCUCCGCUGGAAGUUGUGGCAGUUGUUCGGCCUGCCAGUUAUGAUGCUUCUAGCACUUCAAACAGCUUGGACCAAAAGUAUAUUUUCAAAGAUACCACAGAGAUGUCUAUGGUAGUUACUUUUAGAAGAGCAGCAAAGGGUUGCGGAAGUGCAGACCAUAUAUACUCAAAACGUGUAGCUCCUUCAUGUCAUAAAGGGCUUAAUGGCUUAUAUAUUUUUCCACUGGGUCAGAAGUUUCCCAAAUUAUUCCGACGUCCAGGUGUUUAUAGGUUUUUGUUCUCUCUUGUCGGUUCUAGUUGUAAGGAAUGUGAGAAAAAUGUGGUAGUAAGGGCUGAUGCUGCAAAGUGGAAACUUCUGAGUAAUAAUGGGCAUCGACCAUAUGUUGUAAGAGUGGGCUCAACAUUACAACCAAUCACAAUUGCAUGUUUUGACAAAUAUGGCAAUCAGAUUCCAAUUGUAUCACCUCCAGAAAUAAGAGUUAUCCUGAAAUUACGUGGUUCGCAUGCCCAAAUUGACAAAGUGAAGACAAGACUUUCAUCAGAUAAACUAAUGCUUGAAGUAAUGGAUUUACUUAUUGAAAGCUCUGAGUUGGAUAAAGUACGGCCAAGCUAUGAAGCGAUUUUGCUGAUUUUCCUACAAGAUGAGCAGGAUCCACUUUCAAUUCCAUGUAAAGUUACUCCUGGAUCUUUAGAUCAUGUCAGACCUCGACCACCAUUUCCAGAAAACCAAUUGUUUCCAGGUUUUGUGUUUAAGGAGUUGAUAUUAGAGAUGUUUGAUGUUUAUGGUAAUCAUGUCGCAAAAGAUGUGGAAGUUAAGCUGAAUACUGAUGGAUUUUACAUUCUUGAUCAAAUAGGUUCAUCUCGUAAGGUGGAUGACAAUGGAUGUAUUGACCUCAGUGGUCUCGUUAAAGUAACAGCUGGUUUUGGGAAAACUGUGUCAAUUUCUAUUUCAUCCUCCAACAAAAUAGUGUUCAAGCUAGAGUUUCAAACUGGCAAGAGGGAACUGAGAAUUGCUUCAAAGGUACCGGACUAUUUAGCACCUGGUUCACGUCUGGAAAAUCUAGUUUUUGAAGUUGUCAAUUCUGAGGGUGAUGUUGAUGAAACUAUUCAUGAUGAAGAUAAGUACAGCCAGUCUCAUAUGCUGACAAUAAAGUCAGAUUCCUUCAAGUUAGAUGAUUGUGUUGGCUAUGCCUUCAGGCAUGGCCGCUGCACUGUCCCUGUUGUUCCAGUUCCCGCAGUUGAAGGAAAUUUUUGCCUCACUGUUGCUCACUCUUGUUACCCAGAGCUACAUUUAAGUAUCAAGUUGUCUGUCUUCCAAACUCGAAACAUGGAAUAUGAUGAUGUUCAAUCUCCAUGUUCACAUGGGAAGUUAUUGUUGCUAGAGGAUUCAUCAAUGCAGAAGAAUGUAGGAAACACAUCAUCACUUGAUAAUGCAGGAAACCUAAUGCGGUCAAUUGUGAAGCUUGAAAAGGGACUAGAGGAAGAAAUUUUCAAAUAUGGUCAGCGAAUUGGACGUUGUGAAAACCAACUAAAAGAGCUUAAUGAGUUUAAGGCAGAUCAUGAACAAAGAUUAGCUGAGCUGCAAGCUUCAGCAGAACUUCAGUUGUUUAACAAUGUGAACUACCUGUCUACGAAAGAGGAAAUUAUCGAACAGAUUAAGAGCGGGAGAAAUUCUGCAGCUGCUACUAUAUGCCAUAUUUCUGGAAAUUUUUCAUUCCUAGAAACUCAGAAGCUUUUCACGCUAGAUAUAAUUGGCCUGGUUGCAUUACUCGGAACAGUUCAUAGCGAUAAAUUAAGCAGGAUAUUAGCUGAGUACUUAGGUGAAGAUCAAAUGCUUGCUAUAGUAUGUAGUUCCUAUGAAGCUGCCAGCACCCUUGAGAAGUACAAGGAAAAUGGUGAAGUUGAUUGCAAUCUUGCUUUUCAUUCAGUCGCAGCUGCUCUUGGAAAACACAUCUCUGGCCGAUUUCUCGUUAUUUGCCUUGAGGAUAUAAGGGCCUACACAGGAGAGGUUGAUGAGAGUGACCCUCAAAGGAGGCUAGCGUUGCCGGAUCCUAUCUUGUGUAGUGGGAAUACCCCAUCAGGUUUCAUUGGGUAUGCAGUGAAUAUGAUCAACUUGGAUGUCCAUCGUUUACGUUUUAAGACGAGAUCUGGCAAUGGUCUUCGAGAGACCUUAUUCUAUCGUCUUUUUGGUGAGCUCCAAGUUUAUGGAACCAGGCAGCAUAUGAUAGAGGCUCGUGCGUCUAUUAAGCAUGGUGCUGUCUCUCUCGAUGGCGGAAUUUUGAGAGAGAAUGGAAUCAUUUCUCUUGGAUAUGGGAAUCCUGAAAUCUGUUUUCCAGUUGAGAUGCGGGAUGAGGUCGGUUCUCCAAGAAGCAUAGAAAUCAAGAAGCAAAUGGAAGAAAAGGAGAGAAACUUGCAAAUAAUCGAAAGCCAAAUAGAGAAGUCGAAUAGGAACCGUGAGAAAGCUUUGAAAAAGUUCAGAAAGAAAUAUGAACAGUAUAACAAGUUCAUUGAUCACAUGGAGCCUGCACUUCAAGUGUACAGAUGUGACAACAGUUAAGCCCAUCUUCCCUAGAAAGAAGUACAGAGGCUGCCACACAUAUUUAUUUCCCACACAUAUUUGAAGUGAAUAUUGAUCAAGUAAUAUUAGUGAAGAGUUACAUUUUGUCUCAUAAUUUGCAUAAAGUUGUAAAACUAGUAUGCUUCAUCCUUUGGUUUAGUCUAUUGGAGUGAAAUCCUUCAGAGAACAGUUAUUAUGUCCCAUUCUUCUAAUCCACUUUAGCUUUUAAUCAAUUUAGUUAUCAGUUACAUUUU
This is a messenger RNA of Manihot esculenta (cassava), 5320 nucleotides long. Its product is annotated as structural maintenance of chromosomes flexible hinge domain-containing protein GMI1. NCBI's taxonomy places the organism in Eukaryota, Viridiplantae, Streptophyta, Magnoliopsida, Malpighiales, Euphorbiaceae. The transcript is spliced from 35 exons. The coding region runs from base 873 to 5066 and encodes 1397 amino acids. The record is from RefSeq and is a predicted model, not a curated record.